GCUUAAUCGAACAAUUCACGUAAAAGGCGCGUACUCCUCACAUACCUGGAACGGCCACCUACAAAGUUAUGAGCCAUCCUUCUCUUACUGCUUCUUAUUUACCUGGUUCCUCCAAAUCGUACGGGCACGACUGGUCGCAGGAUGCACUUGGAGGAAAAAUUCGAGUUUCUGGCAGACAUUUCAUUGAUAAUUACGGACGUGUAUGCGGGCUGCGGGGUGUAAAUCUCUCAGGAUCAUCAAAGUCUUCUUCGAACCACAACAAUGACACCUUUCCUUCUGAGGCAGAGACGGUCACAUUUAUUGGCAGGCCGUUUCCCCUUGAAGAUGCUCCGGAGCAUUUUGCCAGGCUCAGAAGAUGGGGACUGACUUUUAUAAGGUUUUUGGUGACUUGGGAAGCUGUAGAGCAUGCUGGCCCAGGCAUCUAUGACACUGAAUAUCUUGAAUAUAUCCGGAAUCUUCUAACUUUACUUCCGCAGUACGGAAUAAUUGCAUUUGUUUCUCUUCAUCAGGACGUAUGGUCUCGAUACUCGGGUGGUUCUGGGGCACCUGCUUGGACUCUGGAGACUGUUGGGUUUGACCUGCAUGAACUAGAAUCUACAGGAGCGGCGUGGCUGAAAGGUGUUCGAGGAGGAGGACACCUCGAAGAAGAAAGAGGAUUAUGGCCGUGUGGGUAUCAAAAGCUAGCCGCCGCGACUAUGGCAACAUGUUUUUGGGCUGGAGAUGCGUUUGCGCCCAAAUUAUUGACAAAGGGCAAACAUGGAGACCCUAUUUCCGUUCAACAAUUCCUUCAAGAUGCUUACCUUGACAUGAGCGAAAUGGUGGUCAAAGCUGUUGGUGACCUCGAAGGAGUUGUUGGGUUUGAGAUGAUGAAUGAACCACACCGUGGAUAUGUAGAAAUUCCAUCUCUACAUUACUUUGAUUAUAACACCGAUCUUCAUCUUUCCGCCGUUCCAUCUGCUCUGGAGUCUUUCCAACUCGGAGCUGGUCGGCCAACUGAGGUCGCCGUAUGGACGCGAUCUUUUCCUAUGCCUACGCGUAAAACUGGGCACGUUGUGCUUAAUGUAGAUAAGCGCAAAGUCUGGAGAGAAAACGGACCGACGAAGGGACAAUGCUUAUGGGAGAUGCAUGGUGUAUGGGGUUGGGAUAAGAAUAAGAACGAAGCAAUUGUAUUAAGAGAAAGCUAUUUUGGAAAACACCCUACGAAUGGGAAGAAGAUCGACUGGUACACAGAUUUUUACUACCCAUUCCUGAAUAAAUGGGCAGAGCGUAUGCGAAGAGCUUCGUCCCCCGACAAGAUAGUCUUUCUAGAGAUGAUUCCCAACGAGUUUUGCCCGCCGUCUUUCACUAAAGGUCACCAGCCACCUAACAUAGUCUAUGCACCUCAUUGGUACGACCUCAACGCGCUCUUCACAAAAGCAUUUGGCAAUUUCACGGUCAAUGUACAAGGACUUUCAAGGGGGAUGUUCCCCCUCAAAGCUUUCUACUGGGGUCAUAAAGGCGCUAGAGACAAUUUUGCGUUACAGAUACGUAAUAUUGUCCAGGAGGCCUACCAAGUGCUCGGUGAAACGCCCGUCAUCAUUGGGGAGUGCGGUAUACCUAUGGAUAUGAACAAUGGGGAAGCGUUUCAAACCGAUGAUUUUACGUGGCAGGCGAAAAUGAUGGACGCGAUGUUAGUGGGACUGGAGAGGGCAAUGGUCGGUUUCACCUUAUGGAAUUACAAUCCACAUAAUACCGACCUUGCGGGGGAUGACUGGAACGGAGAGAAUUUCUCUUGGUUUAGUCGAAGUCGGGCUCUUCCCCGGGAAUUGUUAUACCAUGAACAAUCUUCCGCAUCAUUGGAUAACGGUGGCCGGAUUCUUUCUGCGGUAGUGCGCCCAUAUCCUGCCAAAACAGCGGGGAUACCAUUGAAAUUUGAGUAUGAAGUUACUUCAGGAUCUUUCAUGUUUAGGUGGUGCAAUCCCGACACCCACACGAAUUAUUCAAAAGCUAUUAAUUGGGCGCCGACUGUGACCGAGCCAUCACGAUCUCAUCCAGAAGUCAAGGCUCUAGAAACGGAAAUCUUCUUACCUUCCUUGAUUACACAUGGGAGGUCUGUUGUCGUUUCAGGACUCGACGAAGACGACUCGUAUGUCUACGAUGAAGCGAGACAGACUUUGUUCAUUGUUGCGAAAAACACGCAGCCUGGAAGCAUACACGAGGUCCGGGUAAAAUUGGCUGCAUUAGAGGGCUUUAGAAGUAGGCCGCUGUUGUUCGAGGUCAACGACAUCUGGAGUGACUUUGGUAUGGGUGUCUGUGCUUUAGUCGUAUUGUUUUCUGCGUUGCUGCUGGGAAUGUCUGGAAUUGGGGAGCAGCUUUUGCGGAGGGUGGAGCUUAUACUAUAGAUACACUCUUAAGACUGUUCAUUAGCUCUGAAAAUACUAUCGUAGGUACUAUCAGCAGGUACUUAGGACUUGGAACUAAUGUUUCAGUAAUGGGAAAAUGUGUGCCACCGGCUAUGUUGAAUGGCCGUGCCUGCCUUUUUCUUUGCCUUCAUCUCGUCCAUUUCACUAGCGGCGGAAUGCUCGAUCCUUCGUCGACGGCCCCUCCCCCGGAUCAACUUUUACAACCUCCACCGAAGCAAAAAAGGUCGAGUGUAGCUUGCAGGCGAUGUCGAAGGCUUAGAGCCAAAUGCGUGAAGGAGGAGAGAGAUGGGGGCCUUUGUAGAGGUUGU
This is a messenger RNA of Lentinula edodes (shiitake mushroom), 2710 nucleotides long. RefSeq names its product glycoside hydrolase family 5 protein. The record is from RefSeq and is a predicted model, not a curated record. The coding region runs from base 69 to 2381 and encodes 770 amino acids. The transcript is spliced from 13 exons. Gene Ontology annotation, molecular function: beta-glucosidase activity. NCBI's taxonomy places the organism in Eukaryota, Fungi, Basidiomycota, Agaricomycetes, Agaricales, Omphalotaceae.